Molecule: messenger RNA, 1868 nt
Organism: [Candida] anglica
Lineage: Eukaryota; Fungi; Ascomycota; Pichiomycetes; Serinales; Debaryomycetaceae
Source: the annotation of a GenBank genome assembly
UGUGAGUUACUUAGUGGUACAAGGAACGAAUUGAAAUAAAAAUAGUGUUGAAAUACAUUUAGUUGUAAAGGAUAUCGUGUACAUAAAAACGAGGCGUGGAGAUCACAUUAAUAUGAUGAUAUCAUAUUUAUCGCGAACCUGAUGAUACAGAAAACACCAACAAUUGCUAAUGCCAAACAGUAGGGGCGGAAAAAAAAAACAUUGUGUGCAUGAAAAGAUCAGUGGCAUCCUUGGCAGCCGCUGAGCAUUGGGCCAAGAAACACAAAAGUGUAGUUGAGGAACAAGAGACACUCCCAGACACUGAUUAUUCCAGUAGCAGUUCUCAAGAAGAAACAGCAAAGGAUCUGACAUUGCAGCAACCAGACAUUAUAGAAAUUUUAUCUAGUGAUGAAGAAAAGGAGCCCUUAAAGGAAACUAGAUAUAAGUUAACCUCAUCCAAAAACUUCAAGUCCCCAUUUGAACUUAUUCAAACACCAAGUUUGAGAGAAGAUGGGGUAGGUGAAAUUGGAGUAUCAUUGGAAGAAUUGAUAUCUCAUCGAGACCUAGUCUCUACAUUUCAAUUCAAUUUCAGCAUACAAGUAGAUUACUUUUUGACUCACAUUCAUCCAGAGGCUAAUCCUCAGGUCACUUUCAUCAGUGGUAACAACAUCCUUCAAGAUUAUAAUGAGCCAGUGGAUCCUAAAUAUAUCCAAAAAUAUAACCUCAAAUGUUUGUUAGCCAAGCUUGAAGAUCGAUUUGGAUCACAUCAUACCAAAAUGAUGAUAAAUUUCUUUACCGAUGGAACAAUGGAAAUAAUCAUUAUGACUGCUAAUUUAACCAUGCUUGACUUUGGAGGUUUGACACAAAUGUGUUGGAGAUCAGGAAGACUUCCAAAGGGAAAAUCAAGGAAAGAUCAAGGAAUAAUAUUUCAGAAUGAUCUUUCACUAUAUUUGAAGUGUUAUAAAAUCAGUCAAUUAUCACAAUUGGCGAAUACUUUGAAUGAAUAUGAUUUCACUUCCAUUGAUGUAGAGUUACUUGCUUCUGCUCCUGGAACUUACAACUUGAACAAGGUUUCCAAUACAAGUGAAAUCUAUGGAUAUGGUAAAUUGUAUCAACUAUUACAGCGAAAUAAGCUAUUCACCACCACAGGAGAACCACAUAGCCUUUUAUCUCAAGUUUCGUCUAUAGCAUCUCCAUUUAAAUCCUCAAAGGGGGUAUCUGCAUCUGUUUUCUCGCAUAUUCUUUGUCCAAUAGUGUUUCAUGAUCCUGAAAUUGAACCUGAAUUCCAAACAUUACCGUUGACACCAGGACUGUUUGAAAAGCAUCAGCAACAGAAUAAUUACACUCCUUAUAUCAUUUAUCCCUCCACAAGUGAUAUUUCCAAUAGUAAAAUUGGUUGGGGUGGUGGACAAGCGUGUCACUUCAAAUAUACAACCACAAAUCCCUUAAAGCAACAAUAUGUUCAGAAUAUUCGACCAUACUUAUGUAAUUGGGAAUCCAAGAUUCGAGGGGGUGCUCCACCACAUGUUAAAAUGUUACUUUGUGGAAAUAAACAUUGGAACAUGUUAAAAUGGGCACUCAUGUGUAGCCAUAAUCUUUCAAAACAAGCAUGGGGUUAUCCCUUAGCUUCAAAAAAGGGUGAACAUUUGUUUAAAAUUGCUAGUUAUGAAUUGGGGGUAUUCAUUCCUAGUAGAUCUACGAGAAAAUUGGUGCCAAAAGUCAAUAAUAAUGAAAAUUUAAAUCUAAAGGGUGAUGACAUUCCAAUUACGGUACCAUUUGAUUUACCUCCUAAUCAUUAUUCAAAAAAUGAUAAACCAUGGAGCUCAAUAGAGCCAAGUGGAGACUUGACAGAUAUUACAGGGCAGACAUGGCCAGGAUUACUAGAAUAG